AUGAUUCCCGUGGAUUUCGCGUUUACUGCGACUUCGUCAUUUUUUAACUUGAGACUUGACCGUUCUCGCUGCAUAAAACAUGCUCCCUCUAGAAAGUCUCGUUCCCUCUAUGCCGCCUUCCAAAUCCAGUACUUUCUAGCGUCAUCUUCAGCAAUUCUAGUGUACGACUAUCUUCUCACAAUUCGGCUGGAAAUCGAGCUUGUCUGGCUCUCCCCGUUCAAUUGGAUCUCAAUUGUGUAUCUCAUACAAAGAUACCUGCCAUUCGUGGACACGCUCGGGGCCAGCGUACUCUUUUUGUAUGGUAUCUAUAAUCCGACAUUGUCGACUGGAAAGUGCGACAUGAUCAAUCACCUUGGUCUUUGGUUGCACAUCAUCGGGAUUACAUUAUCGGAAAUCGUACUCGCAACAAGAGCAUAUGCUGCAUGUCAAGUCAGAUUCAGCAAAAGACCAUUGUUGAUUACAUUUUCAAUCCUUGCUGCCCUAUUUUGGAUUCCUUUCUGGGUGACGGGUAACAUUGGCCAUGGGGAGGGGUCGCCAGGCAAUUUCUGCGCCAUGCAUUCACAUUCUUCCCAACCUUUCUUUUUUCUCACAUACGUCUGCGCCGCAGCCCAUGGAAUAGCAAUGCUAACAAUGAUGAUCAUUGCGGGAUACCCAACCUAUAAAGCGAAACAAGACUCAGGAUUGUUUCGUGUUGUCUACGGUGAUAGUAUUGUGUACUAUGCGACUCUCAUUUUUGUUAUUUUUGCUAAUGUGGUCGUGAUGUUUACCGCUCCGGUGAACUUCGUCGCCCUCUUAAUGCCGUUAACAAGAGUCGUGCAUGCUACAUUGACGAGUCGUACUCUUCUUCACAUCCGUGAGACGAUGGCUCGCAAGGUUCAUUUCGAGAUCGACAUGGGCGCGCUCAACUUGGACAUGGGCGCUGACGAGCGGGAAAUGUCGACAAUCCAUUUCAAUUUAGAAGGAGGUGGUCCAAUUUACUCCGAAUCGAGAUCACAAUGA
Marasmius oreades (fairy-ring Marasmius) is the source of this 999-nucleotide messenger RNA. RefSeq lists its product as uncharacterized. NCBI's taxonomy places the organism in Eukaryota, Fungi, Basidiomycota, Agaricomycetes, Agaricales, Marasmiaceae. Bases 1 to 999 code for a protein of 332 amino acids. The transcript has 12 exons. The record is from RefSeq and is a predicted model, not a curated record.